AUGGAAAGAUUGCACGCCGCAUAUGAUGACGUAGAUACACUGCUUCUCUUCAUUGGCUACCCCAGAAGUCGCCAUACGCUUGUAUCUGCUCUGUUGGACGCACAUCCCAACAUAAUACUUUCCAACGAGUUAAAUUUGAUAGGAUCCUACAAGAAUAACCCAGACUGGAGGAAAAUAGAGAUGUUUGACAAAAUUGCCAAACGUUCAUACAUGUCGGCCACCUGGGGAAUCCGAGCAAGACAAGCAAAUGGCACAGUUUCCAAUUACGAAAAGCUUGGAUACAAAGUACCAAAUCAGUUUCAAGGAACAUUUGAUCAGAAGCUUAAGGUGUGUUUUUGUAUUUCAUUUCUCAGUUGUGCCUAAUAAACCACCUGGUGACAAGUUUUAAAAGUAUAAGUGUUUGUAACAACAGCCUGGCGUCACUCGCCUUUCACACCACUGGGACAGGUUGAUAAAUGAACAGCAAAGCCCUCACCAUUCUCAAUCCAAGGUCGUCACUGUCGGAAUUUUCUUGGAUUACGGCUGCUAAAACACUGAGAAAUCCGUAUCGCUUACAGACAGUGACGUUCAAACUUUCCUAGAAGGGGAAGAAAACCAAAGUAAGACAAGGAAAACAGAAGGUUACGUAUUCAGUGACUUUGGUAAUGGCAUUUCUCGCGGCUGAGAACGAAAAUUGACAGCUAGAAGAUUUGCCAUAGGCCGAUUCAUGUCGUUCUUUUGUCGGUAUGGACCAAGUCAAUAACUGAGAAUUUUAAUCUUGAAAAUUACGCCCAUUGUUUGUUUUUGUGGUUAUUCAACGAAUGUUAAAUUUUCAUCUUGGUGCACCAACGCGCUUUACGAGUGUUAUCCGGGAUUGUCGAUCCUUUUAUUUUCAUUCAUUAAUAAAGUUGACUUUUCUUGUCUGUAAAGGGCUACUGUAUUUAUAUGAUGAAUAAUGGUAAUAGGACCUAGCGGAGUCCAAUUCGGUCCGUAAUCCUACGAGUAAUUAACAAAAUCGGACGACCGCGAAGCGCGAGUCCGAUUUGGUAAUCACGAGUAUGAUUACAGACAGAAUUGGACGACGCGAAUUCCUGUUACCAAUUAAUCAAAACUAUGGCAAAAUUUGAGAAAGAAACGAGACAUUGGUUAAACGUUUUCAUAAGAAAAAAAACAACAGUUAACUCGGCGAAAUGCGAGACAACAGAGCGCGUACAUGAGGCGUUCUGUCCACUUACACAAGCAUGACGUGUUAAUUGUCACUUUAACUGUCCUAUUACACUGUCCAAUUACAAGCAUAACGCGUACACCUUCCUAUUAGUGUUUAAAUCGGGCUGGUGAUAACCAAUCGUGUUCGAGAACUUUAGUUUUGAUUAAACUCUUUUUCACCUUGCAGAUCCUUGGAGACAAAUUGGGUUGGUUUACAGCUUCCCAUUUGUCUACAGAAGUAGGCAGAGAUUUACUGAAACAACUGGAGGACAAAUUUAACGUCAGGGCAAAAAUUAUUCACGUGGUUAGGAACCCCUUUGACAACAUAUCAACAAUGGCGCUGAGACUGAAAGGAUUAAGAACAGGAGAACAUACAAAAAAGGUGAGCCGAGUACAACAUGAGUUUUUUAUUCUAAGAACAUUCCUGCGAUUAGUUUUUCGCGCAACUUUACGUAUUGAAAUAUCUUUGAAAUCAAGGCUUUGACUUCCCUUCCCCACUAAAGAGAAACAGAAGAUUUGGUUUACUCCUCACAGUAUGAUAUCAUUACAAGACGAACCAAAAAUUUUUAUUGUUACGAUUCUUCGACAAAUCUUUCCCUUUUAAGGUGGCCCAAAAUAGGUUCCUUAUUUUUAAACAUAUAUUCUUUAAUGGAUUGAUACCUAACACAUUUUUGAUCAUUUCUCAACAAGCUAAUAUUUUGUUUUUGAAAAGGAGAGAGAUUACAAUAAAAACAUUUAGCUUCAUACAUGCGAUUUAAAUAAAUAUCGUUAAACCCCCAUUGUUAAUUACUACAUUUCAAUCUACAUAUCAAGUUAAUCUUUCUACAAAGUUUGAAAAAAGGCGAAAUUGUUUUGUGAGCGCCCGCAGACACAUGUGUACGGGGGAAAUUAACGACGGAGUCUAAUGUCAUGCGUUGUAAGCAUACAAUUACUGGAGGUACAGAACCAACCCAACACUUAGAAAAUUUACGGUGGUUUAGCAUCUACAGAGCAGAUUUGUCUGCUUACUCUAGAUUGAAUCAAGUUGUUUCGCGUUAAGCUCGACAUAUGAUUUGAUUCGAUUUAUUAGGUGCAUAUCCCAAAGGCGAUUGAUUACAGUAUAACGCGGUAUUUCUACAUCGCCAAUAAUUGCCAGGCAACAAGGGAGACUCUUGGAGAUCGAAUUAUUGACAUACAAGGGGAAGAAUUUGUUCGGGAGCCAACGAAGUAUCUUCGAAAAAUCUGCGACUUCCUGGAUAUCUCAUGCUCCGAAGAUUAUCUUGGUGACUGUGCGUCAAUGGUUGACCCUGUUCCAUCUAAAACUAGAUCGUUAGUUGUGUGGACGGAAAAGCAGAUCCAAGAAGUCAACAAACUAAUGCAGCCACUAGAAUUCUUGAAAUCGUACACUUUUUAG
Messenger RNA from Pocillopora meandrina, 2578 nucleotides. The record is from the annotation of a GenBank genome assembly. NCBI's taxonomy places the organism in Eukaryota, Metazoa, Cnidaria, Anthozoa, Scleractinia, Pocilloporidae.